Ostertagia ostertagi is the source of this 690-nucleotide messenger RNA. NCBI's taxonomy places the organism in Eukaryota, Metazoa, Nematoda, Chromadorea, Rhabditida, Trichostrongylidae. The record is from the annotation of a GenBank genome assembly.
AUGCUGAUGAGGAGCAGUCGACGUUGCUUACUCGACAUCAGCGUCGACCGGUCAGCUACUGGUAAUUUGGCCAUCACGGUCAUGCGAAAACGCUGGCCACUUGUAGUUACUCUAUGUUCCAUUCCUGUACUUAUUGUAAUUUUCUUCAAAACUCAUGAAAUUAACAGUAUCAUUCGAGAGGAAGAACGCUCUGAAGCUAAUAUAGACUGUUCAAUGAUGCUGCAAGCAAUCGAUCCGCCUUUGCCAGCGCUUCUGAUCGACACGCAUGUCUUGCAAAGUCUUGAACAAGACAGGUGUCAAUACAUAAAACAAAGGAUACGACUGGCAAUAGACGUGGAACUACCAAAAUCACUUCGCAAAGAUGGUAUUAACGAAUACGACAUUAUACAGUAUGAGACGCCUCCGGACACGAACUACCUCAGAUUUCACGAUAUUGUCGUCAGAAUCAUACCACAAAUUCAAUUCGACGUCGUCGGAAACCUAUCUAUUCCAAAUGAAAUCAACAGAUUUUUUGAAAUUUGGAAGAGGUCCAAAUUUGUCGAAUGUCUUGCACUGGAUAUGAACAGGACAUCAGAAGAACCUUAUCUACCAAAGGACAAAACUAUCCAGACAAUGUCAUCUUUUACUCAAUAUUUGAUGUCUUUCGACGUAUACCCUUUUUUGAACGGAGGCACGUUAUUAGGUAGGUGA